AUGUCAUCCAGUGGACUUUUAAACAUGCAAGCUCAAAUCUGUAAACGCCUGGUAAGUCUUGACGUUUCAAAUAUCUGUUUUAGUUCUUUGUAUAAUCGUUUCGUUGCAUCGUAAACGAGUUUUAGUGGCACUCUUGCUAGCUGUAAACACAAGGCCUUGCUAUAUCAGCUGCUCUUAUCAACUACAUUGUGAGUGUUGGCCGCCCUUGACCAAACAGAAGUGAGAACACCUGAUACCUCCCGCAGGUGUUUCAGCUGUUCAGAAAAGCACGUUUUAGUGCUUAGUGACGUUUUUUCACAAUGGCGUAAUGAUGAUGCCUGUUACUGACUAAAAUACUCGGGGACAGCACAGCUAGCUUGACAAGACUGGUGUAAAGUCUAAAGGGACUAUGUUUACAUGUGAGUUAUUUGGUACAAUGUCAAAACCCCAUGUGAAAGAGAUAGGUUAAUGCCUUUAUGUGCAAAAUUAGAACGACUCAUUUUCUGCUGCCCUCUGCGUCCUUGCAUGAACAUUUUGACCCUGAUUUUUUCUUUUGUUUCUAAUUAAAGACCUUAAAUCUCAACAUUUAAGCUGAUGUAGUAUGAUCCACAUGUUUUGACAUAUAAAUAUUUUGAUGUUUCUUUGCACAUUUUCCAUUCAGUUCAGAGUUUUGAUUUGUGUUAUUCAUGUUACUACUUAAAUGUUUGACUGUAAUGAUUUCCAUAUGGCUGUGUUUGCAUUCACUGUAGUAUCCUCUGUAGAUGAGGUUGAGUAUUCAGGUUGUGUCCUGUAUCUACAUUUUAUAGCUCAGUAGAUAUUCUUUGUCUCUGCUGAACAAAGGGAUUAAAAAGGUAAGAGUUCAAAAGACAAGUUCACUCAGGAGAACAGACUCCCGGGGCCAGCUACAUUAAACUCCCGGGGCCAGCUACAUUAAACAUCACAUUUACGAAAUCUGAUAUGUUCCUGUUCCUUUGGGGUUUUUCUGUUUAUAUUUCAUCCGUGUAUAAAAUAAUGCAUAUUACUUUAUUAAGCGUCUAACUUGCCAUUAAAUGUGUUGUUUGCACAAAGAUCAGUCAGUUUUUAGUAGAGUUUUUGAAAGAAAGUUGAGAAACAUUUAAAAAGCAGGCCAGGAAGCGGUAUUGCUGUACAGUAUUGCCAAAUGUAAACUUGAAAAACCCUGAAUUACUUCAAAAAUUGUUCUGUGUUAGGUCUAAAACCUGCCCAAAUACCUGAAAACAUAUAAAGAAGAGAAAGACGAUGGUAUUUACUCGAGGAGAAUGGACAGAGGUAGUAUCAGGUACAAUCUCAAAACCACUCUGAAGGUAUUUCUUUCCGGUCUCUUUUAUUUAGAGUUGUCCCUGGUAACACAAUGUUACUAAAGGAUGGGGGAAAAAUAUGUGCAGCAACGUAAGCACUCUCAUAAAUAAAGCAUAAUUAUGAACAACAGAAAAUAUGUGUGGGUCAAGGCAACAUUGUUGCAUCAAAGGAGCUCCUCCUGAUGGGAGCAGAUCCUCCUCAUUACUUCCCACGAUUCACAGUGGAGGUUACAUCACCCACACACACACCUGCUGAUAGGAGAAACGAGGUCACAGAAAAAUGAAGAAACACUCAUGUGCUGUGUAAUAAAGCUAUUGGAGAGAGAAGUUAGAAAACACUCUUAUAUGAUGUGUAACAAGAGGUCAAAACAGUUCAUACUUGUAGUAAACUUUUACAUAAGAAUGUGAGAAAAAAAUGAUAACUUCUAUAUACAUUUAUACACAUUAUUCUGACAUUCUGCUUUUGAUUAUUUUGUCUUUCUAGGCUCACAAAUACCUUUCAAGGACAUACUCCUCUCGUCCUACGCUCAAUGUAAGUACAUCAUUAGAUUUUUCCUCUUCUUAUCUCAGUCAAUAACGGGACUUGCUGUAAUACUGGAUUUAAUGUGUGCUUUUCAGGAAGUCGUCAUCGUCAGCGCAGUCCGCACUCCAAUGGGCUCCUUCAAAGGCAGCCUGGCAGCAGUUCCAGCCACCAAACUGGGCUCCAUCGCCAUCAAAGGAGCCAUAGACAAAGCUGGUGCAGUAUUAUUCUAACCUGAUAUGAGGAUUUUGGAUGUGUUUAGCAAUCAAGCUCAUACACUAGAUGUACUUGAUGACCUCAGAUUUCUCCUGCUGUCUCUGUGCAGCUUACUGUGUACACUAAGUGAGUGAAUGAGGGUUUCUUCUGUGCAGGAAUUGCUCCAGAGGAGGUGAAGGAGGUCUACAUGGGAAAUGUACUUCAGGCAGGAGAAGGACAGGCACCCACCAGACAGGCCUUGCUAGGAGCAGGUAAGACCACAGUAUUGUAUUUUAGUUUUCAUUCUUAACAAUGACAAACCAGUAAUGACAGCUAGCAUACUACAACUCUCAUGUGCCUUGCUAUGAAUUUUUGACCAGAUAUUCUUUGUUACUGCAGUUAUUUCUUAAUAACACAUUUUCCUAUCCAAAUCAUAGCACAUCAAAUCUAAAACAUGUUACUGGCAAAGAUAACCAUGAAUCCUAGAAUAUUAAAUGCAUGGAAAAUGUAAUUAUGCAUGACCUUUUAUUUUUAUUUGUAUUUAUGAUAGUGACCAACUUAAUCUGUGAGGUUUAGCAUUACAGUGUCAACAAGCUCUGAGAAAUAAACAAGUGAACUAAGCAAACUUAUCUUGGUUUAAAACUCAUCCCUAAUACUUUUUAAAUCUUUCAAUGAUAGCUCAGUAUAGUUCAGUAAUAGAUGCACAAUAGUAGUUAUUAGUUUGGCAUAGUUUCAGUAUCAGCAGAUGAAAACCCUAAGAAGUUAAUUAUUGAUAUCAGCAGAUAUAAAUAAUUCUGCUGAUAUGAUUACAUAUAAGCAUGAAAGUCAGUUUCUGUGAACAUUAUGACUGUAUGUAGCAACUUUGAAGUGUCAUUAACAGACUGCAAAUGUAUCGCUAAAUGCCUUUUAUUUGAACAAAAGAAUAAAUUUAUAGGAAAAUUAAACAAAUAGACCUUUACAGAAAGAGAAAUAAUUUCUGCAAGAGAGACUCAAUGUUCUUCAAAAUAUAAAAAAGGUGUUUAUUUAGCGGCAUUGAUGUCAAUAUCUGCCAAUAUUGAUUAAGAAUAUUGGCAAAAAUCUGACACCCAUAGUAUCAACUCUCAUCUUAGAAAUGACAAGUUUUUAAUAAAGGUACAGAGAGCUCCAAUUUCACUACCUAUCUGUCAUGGACAUACUGAUACUGGCUAAUAAAUAUGAACACCAGUGUCACUGUCUAUAGAGGUCUUUUAUGGUGUUACAGUCUACAUCUUAUAUUUUUGGUAAAUGUUUGUGAUGUUUUGUAAUGUACAGCCCUGCUCUGUUAUGUGUCUUCAGGCUUGACUCUUGGCACUCCAGCAACAACCAUCAACAAAGUCUGUGCCUCUGGGAUGAAGUCCAUCAUGAUGGCGGCUCAGAGUCUGAUGUGUGGACACCAGGUAGAGUUAGCUUCGCACUGCUGCUCCUCAGCUUUUAAGGAGAUGGUUAAGCAGUUAAAUUGUACUUAACGUACAAAACAGGAAUCUGAUUCCUUUUAUUCUGUUAUGACCUGAAACAACCGUCAUUUACUCUGAGAUCUCCGAUAACUUGUGAGCUAUAACAGUUUGGUUGGUGGGAACUUUGCCUUGAUUCCACAAAUCCUUCAGAUCUUUAGUGUCUUCAGUCAUGAAACCACUGACUGAUUAGUAACACUAAAAUUACACAACUAAUCCAGUUCAUAUCUAAAGAACGAGGUGUUCAUAGAUGAGGGAUUCAGGUUAAACAGUACACUUUAGGCUGAGGUUGUAGCUGUGGAUAAGAGUGUGUGUCUGUGUGUGUUUCCAGGAUGUGAUGGUGGCAGGAGGCAUGGAGAGCAUGUCAAACGUCCCCUAUGUGAUGACCAGAGAGACCCCGACUUAUGGAGGAGUGAAGAUGGAAGACCUCAUCGUGAAGGAUGGGCUCACUGAUGUCUACAACAAAUUUCACAUGGUACCUUUAGACCACCUGGUCAUCCUCACCCUCUCUGACAGCUUUAGACUUCAUUUAUUUUUACAGACAAUUAAGUUUAAAAGGACUGAAACGUAUUUUGAAGAUCUCAGGCUUGGCUAAAAGGAGCCAUUACCAAUCAGGAUGAAGUUAUAAGUCUAUAAGCUAAUCUAAGUCUAUACUUGAAGCUACUGAGAUGCUUGACCCAGAGUAACCUCGUCGACGCGCCAUGCUACUGGUUUCUUACUCUACCGUGAGUCUUUGAUGAUCAGUGACAGUCCGGACGCUGUUCCUCAGAUGCAGUGGACAAAAAUUCAUUGUGAUGAACAUAACCAAAAUCCAUUUUGCAAAUGACAUCAAGCAACACUGAACAAACAAAGAAAAACACUGGUAUUUAGCGCCACAGUGGUCAAAAACCUUUUGCCCUUCCGGGUCAAUCACCUGCCCACAGCAGUGACAUGACUACCUUUAUUCCUGAGCCCCAGAUAACAGGACAGCCCCACCUAAGGCAUACACAGUGAACUGAACUCAUUUUAGGUUAUCACUUCAACAUAUUUGGCUCCUACAAUAAGAAUCAAUAAUGCAAGAAAACAUGGUGUAGCGUUAAAGGAUUUUAAAAUUUUUUGAUAGUAAAGACCAUAAAUGUCAUAUAGAUGUUUGCUCAUAAAUCAAGGUUGUCAAAAUAUUAGAUUUUUUUUUCUCGAUACCUCGUGUUUCAAGUGAAACAUCAGCCAUUAUAUUUAUCAAAAGCUUAUAGGGAAAAAAAUAUCCAUACACACAUUUUCAACCAGUAGCUGCAAAUAAAAGUGAGAGAGCGAACAGAGGCCUACGCUCGAUCGAAAUGGAGAUGAAGCGAAGAGAGAGGGCGUCAACAAAUUAAAUGAUGUGGUGAAGCUGAAAGAGGAGAUUUAGUUUCCUGUUUGUUUUACGGGAGCUUAUAAAUGUAUUCAUCCCUCCACACCAACAUGAGUGAUGGUUCAGGGUAGGACUGUUACAAUACUAGAUUUUUACCUCUUGAUUAUCGCAAGACACUCUGGUUGCAGACCUCCACUGUCAGGACCCACUCCACUGAGCGGACCCGAAGUGACUCUUUUUUUUCUCACGCGCUCCAGUUUGUUUUUGCUGUCAAGAUAGUCAGGAGAUCUGUAUAUGAGUCCAAAAGUGCAGGAGGCGACAUUUUCAAUGAUAAAUGCUUUAAAAGCAAAGAACAGUCAGCAGUUGGAGUGUAGAUACAUUACGCCUUCACACAUAUUUAGGUGUUUAAACAGAUUUAUUUUUGCUGUUGCUGAUUAAAUCCAAAUACAAGUAAAAUAAUUAUUUGAUUUAAGUAGGUGAUCAUGACCAUAGAAGUACAUUAAGUUUGUAUUUUUUAUCAGUAAAAUAACCUUUGAAGUGGUCAUCCCGUUUUGUGUUUUCUCUUUGUUGAACACAUGAAUACACAAAAUAAUCAUUAACAUUAUUUCUUGGGGCUUUAUUGUGUAUAUAGAAAGUAUAUUCACACGAGACAAAAAAUACAUACUUCCUGAUCAAAUCGCUUUUAAUUUGAAAGGCUUUCAGUGGAGCGGGUCCUCACAGUGGAGGUCUGCAAAGAAGGGUCCUGACAGUGGUGGUCUGCAGCCAGACCCCUCUCGAUUAUCGUGUCUGUAAAUACCAUAAAAAAAGAUUUUAUCAAAAUAUUAAUGAAAAUGUAAAAUUAAAAUAACACAUUGAGUCAAAUUGGAGAAAGGAAAGAUGAGGAUGGAGCAGUACAUGACUUCUUAAACUAAACUCGAAAACAAUGAACUGAAAGUGUACGUCAUCUGCUUCUAAUAACAUCCACAUUUAUGAUUUAUCAUUAGCUCUGUGACAAAAACUGCUCUGAAGAAGACAUUUCCUCACUACAUGAUUGCUUGUCCUGAUUUUAUUGUCCCAUUUUUUUUUUUUCCUGCAUGAAGGUUUCUUUAUUUACUUCAUUUUAAACAGUUCCUUCUUUUAGAAGUAUCAGCUACUUCUGGUAGAUUGUGAGUUACGGAAAAUGAACAGAGCUGAAAGAUUGGUUAGAGAGUAUAAAUGUUUGAUGAGUGAGCAGAAGAGGCAGAAGCUCUAACUUUGGUUUUUGAGUUCCUAUUAAAUCAUCAGUUCCUUAAAGUGCUGAAUCAGAUCUUAGAGAGCAGCAUGCAAGAUUACUCACUGACUGUUGUUGUAUCAAGUAUCAAUAUUAAGAAUUUUUUUAGAUAACGUUUAUUGUCAAUAUAUAGGUUUAUUUCAAAGGUUUGAGUAUAUACAUUUUAUUUUGGUUAUACAUUGUUUUAUAAAAAAUAAAAUUAAAAAAAGGAUCAUUGUUGCAGAAAUGACAGUGAGUCAAGUUUUGGUCUUGAUCCUUGACAAUCCUUGAUCAAAUUUAAGAGGGUUCUGGAUCAUUUUCAACCUCUUUAGUGUGUAAAUUUAACGCAAAAUGACUUAUUUUUUGCAAAUAUCCAAUUUGUAGCUGGUGCAGGCCUUGCCAAAUAUAACAGAACUGUCAGUAGAUGAGGAUAAAUGCUGGCUCUGAAUGUUUCCUGAGGGCUGUUGAUUCAGUUCUCAUAUUUAAAAAACACAAACGAACCUAAAUGACCUCAAAGCCUCUUGCUUUGUUGCCGGAUGUACUUAUGGCAUUGAUACAAAAACAGUUAGGACCCGAUGCAUAGGCUGACCACUGAAACCACUGCUUAAUGGUCCUGAAAUAUGGUGCAUACAGCAGCUCUUCUGAGCUGAUGCCGUAGUUUAAACCCCAGAAAUACUGAUCCAUAGUUUUAAUGUGCCUUUUCUCACCACUCGCUUAUAAAGGGAUAUUCAAAUGUGAUGUAAUGAUUAAUUACCUGACAAAGUGAAGCCAUAGCUGUUAGUCAUAGAUGAGUAAUGUACAUUUCAACAGCACAGUACAAAGCCUUUACUAACAUAGACAGGAGAUGUUUAAAAUCUUCUUUGUGAACUUUUGCAGCACAAAAUGCAAUUUUGUCAGUUUCACAUUUGACUUCUUUUGAUUUGCUCGUGUCUCUAACAGGGAAAUUGUGCAGAAAACACGGCAAAGAACUGCAGCAUCAGCAGAGAGGAGCAGGACACGUACGCCAUCGGCUCGUACAGCCGCAGCAAAGCAGCAUAUGAGGCCGGUGUACUGGCAAAGGAGAUCGUACCAGUGAGCAUCCCCCAGAGAGGUACAGCCAGGGACUCCCAGCCACAGUCUGUCCUUCACUGUAUAUUGAUCACAACAGAUCUAACACUGAUGUGUGUCACUUUUAGGCAAACCUGACCUGGUUGUGUCCGAGGAUGAGGAGUGGAGGAGGGUGGACUUCAGCAAAGUUCCCAAACUGAGGGCAGUGUUUCAGAAAGAGAACGGUAAUCACUCAAUUAACAUGAUUUUUAAUUAUGAUUCAGCCUUUUUAUUCUAACGGGCACAUGUGCAAACAAAACAGACAAAUCAAACAUGGUGCUGAUCAUUUAAAUUUACAAAAAUAGGAAACAGAAAUUUGACCCUGAAAUAAAAUGCAGAUAAGAACUUUGUUAUUGAUGAGAACUGAGUAUUUUCAGCUUUUUCUGCUCGUAUGUACCUUGAAACUGCUGAUGUAUGACAAAUGUCAAUCUAAUAUUAUUAUUCUGUUACUAUGUAACUUUUUCUGGUCAUUGUCAAAGUAAGUUUAUAAAUGAAGGAAAUACUGUAUUGCAGAAUUCCCCAUAGGGUUGGGCAGUGUGUUUUUUUCCCCCUGUAAAUUCAAUUUUGCAAAGAAAAUGCCAGACCAGCCUGGCUUCAGUCACUGCAGUUACGAAUAAUAUAUAUAUAAAUAUAUAUAUAUAUAUAUUUAUAUAUAUAUAUAUAUAUAUAUAUAUAUAUAUAUAUAUGAAUUCACAGCAGCAUAACAGUUUAAAGAAAAUAUAAUAUGACAAUAUAAAAACAAACCAUAAAGACUCUCCAGACAACCAAUUGUCCCCCUCCUCUUCCUCCGUUUACUCAGUACUGCCACUGAUCUCUGUGUCCGCCAUGACCAUCACCAGUGAAGCUGUUUCUUUUUAUUAAAACUAUGCUGAGCAGUCUGCUGGACAUGCUAGUGAUUAUAGGGAGUGCACCCAAACCUGACCAAUCAAACGGAGCAAACAAACUUAGCACGACACGCUGGCGAAUAUACGGACACGCUCCCAAAUGGAUGCACUCCGGCUUUCCUGUUAGCGAGCACAGACAACUGCAUACUGACUCAGAGAGAUUCAGCAGACAUCUGCUCUCUCUCUGGUAUAAACGGUACAGCAAAAUUUUUACCCGAAGACACUUUAAUACCAUCACACGGUGUAUAUACCAUCAUACCACCCAACACUAGUUCCCCACCUUUUAACUGCACUGAGUCUCUCUCAUUCAUCUGACUCGUCUGUGGGGCGGGGAAGUUCUUGCACACUACAUGACAGCCCUCUACUUCUAUUGUGUCAAGAUCUACAAAUUCCUAAUUGUAGAUCUUGAUCAAAGUUGUUCUUCUUUGCUACGGUCAACAUGUCUUUCAGUCUUUCAUUGUUCAUUGUCCUGACAGAGUUCUUUAGUCAAUAUGGUGAUAAAGUUCGCUCAAGAAUUGUGUGUUUCUAAUGUUUAAUGAGUGUUGUUUGUCUGUUUAUUUUCCAGGCACAGUAACGGCAGCAAACGCCAGCACACUGAACGAUGGAGCUGCAGCUCUUGUUUUAAUGACAGCAGACGCUGCAAAGAGACUCAAUGUCACUCCACUGGCCAGAGUUGUGUGUAAGCUUCACAGACACAGAAUAAAGCACACUGAGCUGUUUGCAGAGAUACAAUGAAAUUCAAGGUUUCAAAACAAAACAAGCCUAAAAACAUGAUGUAUUUCCACCUGCUUUACUUGAGGUUUAAGUAUUUUAAAGCCGCGCGUUUAAACACACCACUCUAAAUAGUGGCAUUCCUCCUCCGUUAUAUAAAGCUGUUCUUCAUACCAGAUUGUUCUGUUUGUAUUGCUUAGUUGAAUGAUGAAAUGAAAGAGUAAUUAUCUUGUAUUCUUUGUGUAUUGUAGCUUUUGCUGAUGCUGCAGUUGCACCCAUUGAUUUCCCUAUCGCUCCUGCAUACGCUGUGCCAAAGGUCAGUAUGAGUUUUUAUUAAGUCGAUCAUUUUUUUUUUCACUCUCCAAACCCGAGUCCUUCAUCUUUGGUCUUCAUUGGUAGAAGAAUGUACUGAUGGAUGGAUAAAACCGAGUAGAGCGGUGUGUUUUCCUCUCCUCUUUAUGUGCCGAAAAUGGAAUUGGAGCUUCAGGGUUUCAGCUGUGCAAACAGCGACAUCUGGUGGAUGGUUUAACUUAUAGCUGCUCUUGAAAUCUGAAGCAUAAACAAAGGAGGUUGUUUCCAUAAAGACUACAUAAGACAUGAUCACGAGACAAUAACAUGACUUACAGCUGUAGUUUAGACCCAUUAUCGUUGUAAACUUGUGGUGGUUUAUGGAAAAUUGGUCUCCAAAGACCCCGACAACAAGGCCUACACCAUACCAUAGACUUUCAAUAUCAAACCUUUUAACAGACUAAAAUCUGACACUCUUAUUUUAUAUUUUGUAACAUACCAAAAAGUCUGCUCAUCAUGCACCAUCAUCACCAUCUGCAGGACUUGAGCUUGUACCUGUCGAUAAUUUCCCAUCAUGCUCCUGAUUGAAAUACAUGAGAAAAUCACUGAAUCGCAAUUUUGAGCCUUUUAUGUUUUUGACCAAAAACAUAGCAGAGUUGUCAUUAGGGGGCCAAAAUGCCCCUGAGGAGGACCUUCUUUUUUCCCCUCUUUGAGCUAAAAAUAUACUACAGUGUGCCUAAAAAAGUGAUUUACAACUGUUCAGCCUGAGAUGAAUGACCACCAACACCAAGCGAUAAGGUGAGAGAAACUCCUCAGACUCCCAUGACGUCAUUCAGAAAGUGCACAAGUUGUCUGAAAUUGCUGAAUUCAGCUUUAUGUAAGGCUGUCAUCAGUUGAAUAUUAGCCUUCUGUAAAUUAUUAAGUGUAUUUCACUUGCAGGAGUGUCAGUGUAGAAACUUCACAUUGAUAGUCCAACUUACUUGCUUACUUAUCCUCUUCGUCCCGGUUGGGGCAUAAGGCCGCAAUCAUACACUGCCUGUCUUGUGCUUUGGCCUGUGCUUCGUCCCAGGAAAGACCCAUCUCCUUCAGCUCCAUUAUCACCGUCCUUCACCAGGUGUUCUUUGGCCUGCCUCUCUUUCUUUUCCCAAUUGGGGUCCACCUCAGGUCAACUUAAGGUAGCCUUUCAUUGGGCAUCCUCAGCACAUGUCCGAGCCAUCUUAACCUGUGUUUCUUUAUCUCAAGGGACAUAUGCAAGCUGCCUGUCUUUUUGUAGAGUUCUUCAUUUAUGAUCCUAUUUGGCCAAAAGAUGUUACAGAUUCUCCGUAAGCAGCUGUUGUGGAAGACGUCAACCUUUCUCAUAUCCUGGUUUGUUACCCUCCAGCACUCAGAGCUAUACAGCAGGACAGCCUUAACAUUGCUGUUGUAGAUCCUGAUCUUGGCUUUGAGGUUAUAUUGUUUGGACUUCCAGAUGUUGCGACGUUGGCUGAAAGCACCUCUUGCUUUGAGACGUGCCUUAAUGUCUUUUUGCGUCCUACUUUCACUACUUAUAAGGCUUCCAAGGUGUGUGAAGUCUUCCACACAUUCCAACGCCUCUCCACUGAUGGUGAUUGGAGGUGUCGUUGGGGUGUUGAUGCACAUAGUCUAAAGGUAGAGGAAAUGUUUUGUUUAGUUUCCUUUGUCGAUCUUUUAAGUUUAUCCUUGUAUCGGCUCUGAUGCUGAUGAUUGGGAUCAACUCAGGACAGGUCUUAUAGUCAGAGGUCUAUACUCUCAAGUGGUUACCCCAAGAAUCUUCUGGUUAUGUGUCUUCACUGACCUUGACAAAGGAGGCUGUGCUAAAGGGUCCAGUGAAGCUCCAUUGCCUGUGUGGUUAUUAUAGAAAAGAGUGACUUAAGGAUAAAUAGUGAAUGAAUGUAAAAUAAAAGUAUGUCUGAUAUUUUCUAAAGAUAAAUAAAUGAAGCCCUAUCCUGAACCUCACUGAACUCUGUGUUUCUGUGUCUGUCAGGUCCUGGAGGCAGCAGGGCUGAAGAAGGAGGACAUUGACAUGUGGGAGAUCAACGAGGCCUUCAGCGUGGUCGUCCUCGCCAACAUUAAGAUGUUGGACAUCGAUCCUGCCAAGGUCAAUGUGAAUGGAGGCGCUGUGUCUCUGGGACAUCCCAUUGGGUAAGCUGCUGCUAAGAAGGACUCUCAUAUCAUGGUAUCUUUUUUAACAGAAAGACAUGAGCUCUGAUGAAGAAUGAAGGCGUCCUUUCUUUUUUCAUCUAAGUUAACCUUUUUAACUUGGUACAGCAGAUCAAACACAGUUAAAACCUACUAAGCUGCACAAAAAAAAAAAAAGUGCAUUGAAUUAUCAUAGAGGAUUGUUGCUUGGAAGAUCCUGGUGUUCAAAGUCAAUCACAGCAAACUUUGUAACAGCUACAGCAAAAGUUACAUAAGUGAGACUACCGAUUUUUUUGUGAAGAGCGCACACGUGAUGUCACCGAUGGUGGGAGAGAUAAAAAGCACGUGAACAGCUGUGUUCAGAGUGUCUGCUGUAGCAAAGCCAAAAACCUCCAUCUCUGAUGUAAUGUAGGGAACUGUAAUAUUAUGUCAAUAAAUCCACAGACUGGAGCCAGGACAGUUACAGGGAGUGAGUAGUGGAGGUACUAUCUGUUAAGGUGGUUAUGAAUGUCAUCAAACCCACUGUUAGACUACGUUUACACGUGCCCGGCUAUUUUCAUAAACAGACAUUUCACUCUCUGUUUACAAAAAAAGGCUGCAUGCACACCAGUACGUUUUUCAGAAAAGUUUUUGUUUACACGAACCCGUGUAUACAUCCGGAAAUUUACACACCACUCCUCCGGCAGAACCACAUUUUUGAAGUUCUCCCACCAGACAGCAGUGUGCCCAGGUUGGACCAAAAACCGACGAGGCUGGCGGUGACGCAGAUUCCCUCUGUCGUAGGGAGAAGUUGCUGCAAUAUUGCCAACCUUUGGGCACUCAGUCGUCUCUGCUCCUCUACAUAGUACAGCACCUGCAUUUUCAAAUGCAAACACAUUCAAAGGGAUUGCACCAGCCUAAAUAUGACUGCUAUUCUGCAUGCAUCCAUGAUCACCGUAGAUUAUAAACAUAGACUGUAGACUGUAAACGUUGCAUUUACUCAAGUUUCCUGCGCACAAUCUGCCCCUGGCUACCCAAAUCUGUUUUUCUUUGUUUACAUGCAAGCAUGCAAAAGGAGUUUUUCAAAAUCUCCAUUCUGGCCGGAGUUUUUAAGAAGCACAGUUUUUAGGGGCGUUUUUCGUCUAAGCGAAGGGUGCAAACAAUGGUUUAGGUCUCCGUUUUUAGAAAAUAACCGGGUACGUAUAAACAGAGCCUUUGUCUUAAAUAAAAUAAACUGUUCAAGUCCAGAGGAUCAUCUGUAAAGUAAUAAACGAAUCAUGUUAUUAAAUGACAAUACAUGCUUGCUCUUAAUCUCCUCCAGGUUGUGUUUAACAGAACUGAACUUGAAUAUUUUUCUAAAUUUUGAUGUUAAAUCUUAUAAUUUGUGUGUUGCUGUUCUAGAUGAAUUCUGCAAAAGCACCUUUGUUUUUGCAUAAAAAAAGUAUCAAAACUGUUUUUACUGGUAAAUAUGUGAUAAGUUUUCAUAUCUUCAUCAGUUCUGACCAAGCUUAUUGACAUGCAAACCCUUUAAUUUGAGGAUGUUCUGAUCUAUGAGGUUCGUGCCAAGACUCCAUGAAUUUCUAUCACAGAAGUCAGAAACUCUGAGACAGGAUUGGUUAAUUGUUUUUGUUGCAGAAUUUGAAGUCUUUAAACAAGUAACCUCAGCCUUCUUUGUUUUUUUGUAGAGUGUGGUUAUUUGUACAUGCAGAUGAUUUUGAGUUAUGUCAGAUUAUAGCUGUAACUUAACCUUCAUGUCUCUCCUCCUGUCAGGAUGUCCGGUGCGAGGAUUGUGGGUCACAUGGUCCACAACUUGAAGUCAGGACAGUACGGGCUGGCAGGAAUCUGUAACGGAGGUGGAGGAGCUUCAUCUAUUCUGAUCCAGAAACUGUAG
Molecule: messenger RNA, 13030 nt
Organism: Xyrichtys novacula (pearly razorfish)
Lineage: Eukaryota; Metazoa; Chordata; Actinopteri; Labriformes; Labridae
Source: the annotation of a GenBank genome assembly